AACGUGGAACUCUUAGAUCAAAUCGAAAAAUUUCUAAUUUUCUGUUACGUGGGUAUUAUUAUUUCCACGAUAGGUAGAUCAAAUAUACACCAUAGCUGAACAGAAAAGGCGAUGAUAAUAUAAUUAGCUUGUUUUUGCAAUCGACGAGACAAAACCUGCAAGAUGUUCGUGUACGAGUUUAUGGCCGGUAUUGUCGACCAAAUCACUGGAGCCGAAAGUGAAGACGAAUCUUUCGACCCUCACGAACACCGCGUAGUGGAGAAACCUACUUCAUAUGCGGACACGAUGAUUCACUUGCUGAAGGGCAGCAUUGGCGCGGGUGUGCUAGCGAUGUCGGACGCGGUAGCACGCGUGGGUAUCAUAAUCGCCGUCAUCGGAGUCGCGCUCAUCGGCAGCUUUGCCACUUAUUGCAUACAUAUCCUCAUUGCAGCACAAUACGAGUUGUGCAAACGACAUCGACGUGGCUAUAUACAGUAUUCCGAGUCGAUGAUGCUGGCGCUCCGGGGCGGGCCGCCAUGCUUGCGCUUCUCUGCAAAAGUGUACUACUAUUUUGUUGACACGACCCUUGUACUGUGGCAACUUGGCGCCUGCACCAUCUACUGUGUAUUUGUUGCCGAGAACAUCAAACAGGUUUGCGAUUACUACGGUAAAGAGCUAUCAUUGCGGUUGCACAUCUGCUACCUACUACUGCCGCUUACGCUGAUGAGCCUCGUCAAAGACCUGAAACUCUUGACGCCGUUCUCGUCCAUUUCGAACAUUCUCACUCUGCUCGGAUUCAUCCUUGUCUUUUUCUAUUUGAUUGAAGACGACGUGACGUUAGAAGAAGAGAAAUUAGAACUGAAAGGCUUCAUGGAAAUUCCGUUUUUUGUAGGUACCACACUAUUCGCACUGGAAGCAGUGGGAGUGAUGUUGGCCUUAGAGUACAAUAUGGAGAAGCCCAAGCGAUUUGUUGGCCUUCUCGGCUUAUUUAACAUUGGUAUGGUAAUCAUCAUGUUGCUGUACAUAUUAAUGGGAGUUUUCGGUUAUCUCAAGUAUGGCGACGACAUCAAAGCCUCGCUUACGCUGAACCUUCCCCACGAUCAAAAGAUUGAUUUCUUGCAGAAAGGCGCAGGCUGCAAAAGUCAUAAUCGCAUUCGCAAUCCUUUUAACGUUUCCGCUACAGAAUUUUGUUGCAUACAACAUGAUAUGGCAAAAAAUGAAAAAGUCUUUGGGCGAAGGCAAGAAGGCCCAUUUAGUCGACUACGUGCUGCGAAUCUUCUUAGUCAUACUGCCGUGGGUUCUCGCGAUAGCAGUGCCGAAGCUCGGGCCAUUCAUCUCUCUCUUCGGCGCCUUGUGCCUCUCGCUGCUGGCUAUAGUGUUCCCUGGCAUCAUGGACGCAUGUGUGUGGUACCCCAACAAAUACGGCAUCUGCCGCUAUCGACUACUGCGGGAUGUGCUCAUCGUCAUAGUAGGCAUGGCCUGCCUUCUUUCCGGCUGUUACACGAGUCUUCUAGAAAUUGCUGCAGCAACUUAACUAUCAAUAUUUUACCAUAGGUAUACCUAGACUAGGUGCUCGUAAUCUUAUCAUUGUUAUUGAUUUAAUAUUGUAUAUUUAACAAACACUAACUGUCAGUGAAUUGAUUACUUAAUAAAAAUAUUUUUUAACUAUGUA
Molecule: messenger RNA, 1651 nt
Organism: Maniola jurtina (meadow brown)
Lineage: Eukaryota; Metazoa; Arthropoda; Insecta; Lepidoptera; Nymphalidae
Product: proton-coupled amino acid transporter-like protein CG1139
Exons: 8
Coding region: 163-1533 (456 amino acids)
Biological process (GO): amino acid transmembrane transport
Cellular component (GO): vacuolar membrane
Molecular function (GO): amino acid transmembrane transporter activity
Source: RefSeq, a predicted model, not a curated record